AUGUUGGUGGACUUGAACGUGCCAUGGCCCCAGAAGUCGUACGACGCCAAGCCCAGCGCGCAGGACCUCGACCAGCUCAAGCGCACGCUCACCACGCUGCACGCGCUCGGCUACACGCACGUCGCGCUCAACUUCACCGUCCCCCACAGCACCAGCUUCCCCAAGGCUAGUGACCAGCUCAACCCCAUCGACCUCGCCGCGCUCGCCGACGUCCGCGCUGCCACCGGCCUGCGCCUCUACACCCGCCUCACGCUCGUCGUCGACGACCCCGCGCGCGGCCAGGCCCUCGCCCGCGUCGCCGCCGCCUUCGACAUCGUCGCCGCGCUGCCCGUCUCCGAGCGCGGCCUCGCGCUCGCCGCCGGCGGCCUCGACGUCGACCUGCUCACCUUCCACUACGGCCAGCGCCUGCCCGCGCUGCUCAAGCACAAGACCGUGUGCGGCUGUGUGCGCGCCGGCCUCAAGAUCGAGCUCGUCUACGCCCACGCCCUGCGCGACGUGCCCGCGCGCCGCAGCUUCGUUGUCAACUGCAAGACCGUCAUCCGCGCCGCGCGCGCGCGCGGCCUCGUCGUCAGCUCCGGCGCGCGCAGCCCGCUCGAGUGCCGCAACAUCCUCGGCGUCGCCGCCCUGCUGCGGCAUAUCGGCCUGAAGGACGACCGCUGUUCCCGCGCCAUGCGCGACCUGGCCAGCCUGGCCCUGCUCAACGGCCGCCUGCGCUCCAAGAGCUACCGCCACACCGUCAGAGCGGCCCCCGUCCCCAAGCGCCCGCGUAGCCCCGACGCGGGCGCCGCGGACAACCACAAAAAGCCUAGAGACGCCUGA
Molecule: messenger RNA, 819 nt
Organism: Eremothecium gossypii ATCC 10895
Lineage: Eukaryota; Fungi; Ascomycota; Saccharomycetes; Saccharomycetales; Saccharomycetaceae
Gene: RPP1
Product: RNA-binding RNA processing protein RPP1
Exons: 1
Coding region: 1-819 (272 amino acids)
Biological process (GO): tRNA processing
Cellular component (GO): nucleolar ribonuclease P complex
Molecular function (GO): RNA binding
Source: RefSeq, marked provisional